AUGGGCAGCGUGGAUGGAGUUGAUGAUUUGACAUUUAAAGUUAAUUUUAGCGGAGAUGGAGCAGCUAAGUUGAAGGAUAGUGUCAAGAGUAAACUCAAGGAGUUUGUAGGCGACUACACUGAUGAUAAUCUUGCGGAAUAUGUGAUUGUGUUAUUGAGAAACGGCAGACGUAAAGAUGAAGCAAUGGAUGAGUUGAAAAUUUUUCUUUGGGAUGACAGCGAUUCUUUCGUCACCUGGUUGUGGUAUCAUUUGGCUUCAAAUUUGGAUCUGUAUAUUCCUUUUGAUAAACCUCAUGUUGAAGCAGCCAGACCACCUGCAUUGCAGAAACGGUCUGCUGAUUCUGAAAGAGGAACUACCAAGAUUUUCAAGAAACGGCGCAACAGGGAGUGGAAGGGACUAGUUAGAGAUGCAGCAGCUGGACCACCUCCUCUUCGAAGCUCUGAUGUUGAGAGUAUUCGUUUUGAAGAAAAAACCGGUCGUAAAGUAAACCGUGGAAGAUCUACCUCUCCUCCCCCUACUCAGAAGAAAAGGUGUAGACCUGAUGAGAGACAGCCUAUGAAAAGGGAAGCAGUUUCUAUGAAGAACAUUGAUGCCCCUAGGCGGCUGCUUCAUAUUGCUGUGCGAGAUGCAGUUGGAACUUCACCUGUUUCAGUAAAGGAACCAUCAUCCAAGCGCCUUAGAUGUGUUGUCUCAACAUCUUCUGGAGAUGUUCCAAUUCGUCAUCGGAGGAUUCAGCCUGUUGCAAGAGUGCCUAACUCAAUGGCGACAGUGAUCAAGGCUGUUGCAGAAGCUGCUGAAGAUGUGACAAAGGUGAAAAGUGCUGGAAGUGCCUUUGACAGGCUCGGCCCUGGAAUGGAUGUUUUUAGAACAUGA
Molecule: messenger RNA, 873 nt
Organism: Hibiscus syriacus
Lineage: Eukaryota; Viridiplantae; Streptophyta; Magnoliopsida; Malvales; Malvaceae
Exons: 1
Coding region: 1-873 (290 amino acids)
Biological process (GO): mRNA processing; regulation of mRNA stability
Cellular component (GO): cytoplasm; nucleus
Molecular function (GO): poly(A) binding
Source: RefSeq, a predicted model, not a curated record